Phoenix dactylifera (date palm) is the source of this 1433-nucleotide messenger RNA. RefSeq names its product ethylene-responsive transcription factor FZP. Gene Ontology annotation, biological process: regulation of DNA-templated transcription. Gene Ontology annotation, molecular function: DNA binding; DNA-binding transcription factor activity. The record is from RefSeq and is a predicted model, not a curated record. Lineage: Eukaryota; Viridiplantae; Streptophyta; Magnoliopsida; Arecales; Arecaceae.
CAAUUUAAAUCCCCUGCACCUCUCUUCACCUGCCCACCCCUCUCCAAACCCAAACGACCUCACUCAUAACCACCUCUGCCUUUCUCCAGCUCCCUCUCUCUUCUUCUCCUCACCUUUCCAACCAAUGUCCUCCUCAAAAUCCUUAGACACCGCAGCACCGAAAGCUCAAGGCCACAACCCACCCUCGGUGGGCUUCUGUCAGGCUAAGCCAUCACACUCGCCAUCCUCAUCGUCAUCGUCAUCGCCACCAACCACAGCCAGCUCCCCUCCUGAGAGGAGAGGGAGGAGAAAGCCCGCAGAGCCAGGGAGGUUCCUUGGUGUGAGAAGGCGGCCAUGGGGGAGGUAUGCUGCUGAGAUAAGGGACCCCACGACCAAGGAGAGGCAUUGGCUUGGGACCUUCGACACUGCCCAGGAGGCUGCCCUGGCCUACGACAGGGCUGCCCUCUCCAUGAAAGGUACCCAAGCCAGGACCAACUUCAUCUAUACCGACACCCCCAUCUCCACUUUUCAUUCCCUCCUCACUCCUUACCACUCACAGAACUUCACUCCACCACCAAUGCCACCACCUCCAACCCAACCACACCACCUCAUUGGCACUGCAUCCAUGCAAACCACCAAUCAGAAUAUUCCAAGCCAGAGCCAAAUGAGCCACUUCGCCUUCCAAUCGAGUGGCGACAAUAGCACCUCCCCUGCCUUUGGUUCAUCGGUGGAGACCGGCAUCGGCAACAACUUCCUAUUCUCCGACGACAGCAGGUCUGGUUACUUGAGCAGUAUAAUCCCUGAGAGCUGCCUCAGGUCCUCUCCAAAACACUCUCCCCCAGGCCAGGAUAACAUCAUCUCGUGUGAGUUGAAUGCUCCAAUCCUUUCCCCUCGUAACCAAGUUCAGAGUCAUGGAUCCACUAGUGCCUCCUCUUCUUAUUCUGCAACAAAUGGGGCUCUUUUUGAUGCCCAUAGUGGUGGAGUGGGUGCAAUGAGCUCAGAGGACUUCCCUUGCUUCACUGAAAUGAACAGUGGUUUCUGGGUGGAUGAGCCAUUGUGGGAACUUAAUGCAUGUGAGUUCCCUACCAGCACCGCCACCAGCAUGGGGGAUCUUGGCACUUCUUCGAUGCAAGGUCCAGCUUGUGGGUCAUUGCCUCAGGUUUCAGACUCGUACUCUCCAUCAACUUCCUCACUAACUGAUGUUUUUGACUUAGGUUACUCUUUCGAGCACUAAUUAGGUAGUCAAUGCCUUGGGAGAUGCUUGCUUUGUGGCUUAAAAACCUCAGGGCUCUACCAGCAUUGGACAUCUCUGGGCCGUGUUUUGUUCUCCUUUUAUUUUGAUCCUUUCUGCUUCCAUGCAAAUCAUGAGCCCUGAGAAAGGCUUAUCUGUUCAGGAUCCUAGUAUGUGUCGCCUGUUUUGCCUUUAGUAACUUCUUUUCCCUUUGAACUGAGUG